Molecule: messenger RNA, 2284 nt
Organism: Pseudoliparis swirei
Lineage: Eukaryota; Metazoa; Chordata; Actinopteri; Perciformes; Liparidae
Exons: 4
Coding region: 185-2203 (672 amino acids)
Source: RefSeq, a predicted model, not a curated record
AAACACACACAGGUAAGUAGCGCUGUUAAUUAACUAAUUUAGGUUUGUACAAAAAUGUUUCUUGACAUAUGUUUGUCUCGGGUGGCAUAUAUCUAAAGUUAAGGUUAACCUAGUUCUGUGUUUCUUAGCAGCCACAGCUAAAUACUCUGGAGUCCUACACGUGUGCUUCAGAAUCCAAUGCAUAAUGAGCCACUUGUGUGGCAGGGCUGUAUCGGACAAAGAAAAGAUCUUGAAUGUUUUCACCAAGCAGUUAAAAAUCACAGAUAAAAACCCCUGCUCGGUGGACAGAUUAACUGCAGACUGUAAAUGUUUAAAACAUUACAGUAAGACCGAUGUGCACCACAAAAUGAAACGACUGAGGAGCCGCAAGGAGAGGAAUCAGAAGAGACCAGGUGGGAAAGAAGCCUCAAAGUCCAAAGCCCAUCACCAUCCUCACUGCCAUAGCCAAAUAAGCAAAGACGUGACAUAUUUCCAGAACUGCUGUCCUUGUGCUACAAGGAGAAAUGCACUGUUUCCAAAUAUCAUUCCUGUUGCACAAGAGCCCAGUAUAAUCACAGACAGUCGCCUGAUAGGUCACCAUGGUCUGUUCAACCAUGAGGUAAAGUCUAUCGACAUAGAACGCUUGUUAAGCGAGCAGAGGAAACGAGGGACAAGUGGACAGCAAGGACGAGAAAAGAACACUUCUACUUCACAUCCAUCUUCAACAUCUCGCGUUCCUUCUCCGUUCUUCACUAAAGAUGUGUUGGGUACUGAUACUGCUGAGGUUCUUCCAUUUGAAAAUAAAUCUGCUCGUGGUGAUUGCCACAAGACAGAGAUGCACAUCAGUCAGGGAUCAGAUAUUACACCGGGGCAGAGACCGCAGCAACAGAUCGAUAUUUCAUCUGAACAUUUUAAAAGCAUCUUGUCAUUUAAACGCAGCUCCUGCGACGUAGAGAUAAACAAGAGCAAGAAAACGAAACCCCUCAUGUCUGAACCGUGCAGAGAGUCCCUGCUGACUCCCACUGUUGUCAAAGAAACCGUGAACGGGAAGGCAAAGCGAGACAUGGUUUCUCCUGUGGAGCAGGCCUCGACGAACCAGGAGUCCCCGGUCCACCAAACAGAAGCUCGGGGGCUCAGCCCGAGCCCAGUGCAGCUCUCCAGCUCCCACACUGUUGACGGCUUUGACCUACAGCAGAGAAGCACAGAAGCCCGCUGUGCAUCUGAGUCUGUCAGUGCAGUGGCAGCAAGUUUGUGUGACAGUCUGCAGUUCCCACUUCUGAGGAGAAGAAACCUGGUGGCAGAGAGCAGGGAGGUGCUGUUGAAAGCUCUGCGGGAGAGGCAUGGACCCCGGCUUCAGGAGAACCUCCUCGAGGUGCAGCGAGGCUUCGGUGUUGAGCCAACGAAGAAAGUCCAGGAUCACGAGCCAACGACGAGGGAUGUGCUCCUGUCUCCAGGUGCAACAGCAUUUGAAGCCGACACGGCGAGUCAGCCAUGUUUCGAUACCCAGAAAACCACAUCUUUCAAAAUGAUGGGCAGUAGACCUUUUAACUGGAAGUCCAAGGCAAAGCCACAGCAACUCCUUCAGCAGGUAACGUCUGCUGAAUGGUCGACGAGCCCGAUAGAAACCUCUGUCGGCCUUGUGGAUGACAUCCUCAGACCUACUUACGCUCCUGAGUUCUGCCUGGACUUUGAGCUCUUUGGAGGCACAGCCAGUGAUCAUUUGUUCUCUCCCACCUCAUGCUGGGAAGAAAAAGCCUCAGUAUCUCAACACUGGGAUGACAUUUUCAACAAGCCAAAGAACAACAAGACUGUUACGUUUGAUCCCUUUGAAAACAGCUUUUUGAACCACACCAGAGCAGCACUAGAGCGGAGCAGUGGGUCUCAAUACAGUGGCGCCAACACCCAGCCUUUCUUUCCUUCUCCAACACUGCUGCCAUAUAGACACUCUGCAGAGCCAAUGCACUUUCCCCAGGAGAAAGACCCGUUUGAAACGGACAGAUACUCUCAUGUUCCCUCCUUCUCUGCCCAAAUUCAACAUCCUCUGCAGAGCUUUCAACGUUUGAGCCAAUUCGGUCAUCCUUCAGCGUGCCCUCCCCUCAGGUCCCACCACACUGACAUGAUACAUUACCCACCAUCUCACACCCUGGAAAGAGACUUGGCAGCUCCCCUUUCUUCUUUCCCAAGCCCUGGGCACUGGUCCUUCCCUCCUAUGAGACUGUACUAAUGUGUUUUAAAGCUCUGCAUAGAGACGUGCUUGUGAACAUUUCUUUGGCUUGUAAAAAAUUAAAAAUGCUCUUAAUUCAUA